This is a messenger RNA of Neurospora tetrasperma FGSC 2508, 1440 nucleotides long. RefSeq lists its product as uncharacterized. Gene Ontology annotation, biological process: protein phosphorylation. The transcript has 2 exons. Bases 1 to 1440 code for a protein of 479 amino acids. The record is from RefSeq and is a predicted model, not a curated record. Gene Ontology annotation, molecular function: protein kinase activity; ATP binding. Lineage: Eukaryota; Fungi; Ascomycota; Sordariomycetes; Sordariales; Sordariaceae.
AUGGACCCAGUUUCAAUUGCCGGGCUUAUCUUAACCUGUUGCCAACAUUCUCGUGGACGCACUGGGUUGUGGGGAUUUGGAUCCAAAGCCCAGAAGAUGACUUGUGCCUGGAAGAUGGGUGCAUUGGAUCAAAUCAUCAGCGACCUCGACACAUGGGAUCGCCGCUUCGAUCCUUUGUGGUUCAUGGUCAUGAAGAUAGCCAACCCUCUCGUUGAUGCUGCUCUCGCCAGAUCACAAUCUGCAAAUGAUGACAGAAGCAAUGCCCGUGCCUUAUCAGUGGCCAAAAAUCCAUUGACCGUCGCUGCAGGCAUGCGUCGCGUGUUAUACCCAAGUGCCAACCGACUUAAGCCCAGGUUUCUUGCAGAAGUGCAGAUGGAAAUGUCCGAGAUCCCGAUGUCUGAAGCAAAGAAAGGCUUCAUGGAGUUGGAGAGGAGAUGGUAUAUCAUUGACACCGUCCAGGUUGGAUCUGUUGCUGAAGCACGCGAUGUGCUGGACGACGUGAGCAUGCUCGCGGUGAAGCUCGCACAGGCAGAUCCUUUCGCUUUCGGGUUGCUCAACUGUAAAGGGGUUAUACCCGUUCGGAGCCAGCUUAUCGGAUCAUCUGCUUCGUCUCCGAGUUCUUCCCCCCCAAGAAGCAGGCUCGACUAUACCUCCUUCCAACUGGUAUUUUGUCUACCAGAAAACCUUUCGGUACUUCAAUCCUUGCGCCAGCUUCUUCUUAACUCGGAUGAGCAUGUCUCUCUCUCCCGAAAAAUGCGCAUCGCACGCGAGCUUGCCAAGGUCAUCCAUUACGUCCACACCUUCGCCUUCGUACACAAGAAUGUCCGGCCCGAAUCGAUCCUGUGCUUCGAGAACAAUGCGGCUUCACGUAGCAACGCAUUUCUUGUUGGUUUUGAUGCCUUUCGGGCCGCUGGCGGUAGCACAAUGAUGUCGGGGGACAUAAGCUGGGAACGUAAUGUGUAUCGGCAUCCGUCUCGACAGGGUUUCGACCCGGCUGAGAAGUACCGUAUGCAACACGACAUAUACAGCCUCGGAGUCUGUCUUCUGGAGAUUGGGCUCUGGGAAUCUUUUGUUGAGUACAGCACAGGAGAGGAGAAUUCCGGAAGGCCACGCACCAAGUUUGGAAGGACUUACUAUCAUUUUGAGAAAUGGCUUGACGAGAGAGAAUCCGCGGCGGGCGAAGAUUCCACUGCCAUCACCUUCAAUGCGCUGGCAUUGAGUCUCAAGGACUAUCUUGUUGAGCAGGCAAGCACCAGGCUUGCGCCGCGGAUGGGUGAUAGGUAUGCGCAUGUCGUCCUUCAGUGCUUAACAUGCCUGGAUGAGGAGAAUGAGGAGUUUGGCGGAUCAGGCUUGGAGACAGAGGACGUGGGCGAAGACACGCUUGCCCUUUGCUUUGCCGAGAAGAUUUUGAGUGAUUUGGACCAGCUUUCCAUGGUCUGA